Messenger RNA from Panthera uncia (snow leopard), 3287 nucleotides. RefSeq names its product testis associated actin remodelling kinase 2 (gene TESK2). Gene Ontology annotation, biological process: protein phosphorylation; actin cytoskeleton organization. The record is from RefSeq and is a predicted model, not a curated record. The transcript has 11 exons. Gene Ontology annotation, cellular component: cytoplasm; nucleus. Lineage: Eukaryota; Metazoa; Chordata; Mammalia; Carnivora; Felidae. Bases 601 to 2322 code for a protein of 573 amino acids. Gene Ontology annotation, molecular function: ATP binding; protein serine/threonine kinase activity.
AGGGCUGUUGAUUGGCUUUCCCGGACGCCUAUUGAGUCCACCCUCAUACCACGUGGCAUUCCUAACGCUAAUUGGGCAAUUCCACUAGCUGGUUUAUCAAGGAUCGACGAUUGAUUGGCUGCUGGGAGGCUUGAGAAGAGGGGCGUGGCCGCCGAGGCCCCGCCCCCAGUCCUCCAGCCUACUUGGGCAGGCGUUUCAGUGGCUCGCGGUCGCGGAGCUCAAGCGGAGCUUUCAGCUGCCCUUUCUGGCUCGCCGUUGGGAUCAUUCUCCUGGCCCCGUCAAGCAGACGGGGGGAACGGUCCCGACUGCGGGGCCAUGGCAGUAGCCUCCUUGUCCUUCGCCGCCGUUAGCUCCGCCGAGUCUCCGGCUUCUGCGCGAGGGACCCCCACCGCCUCCGCAGGCUGAGAGCCUCUGCCGCCUCCAAGCUGUGAGGGCUACUAUGCUCCCACUUUGCUGCUGCCUCCGCCUCCCGCCCGCGCAGGCACCCCUCUGGCUGCUCAGUCCCGCCUCAGCAUCAAACCGGAAGAGAAGUAAAACUCAACAAAAUCGUAUUAUGUGUGGAGUUCCUUCUUAAAAGAAGAAAAAGUGAUUAUUGAGACUAUGGAUCGGAGCAAACGGAAUUCAAUUGCAGGCUUUCCUCCACGUGUGGAGCGUCUUGAAGAUUCUGAAGGAGGUGGUGGGGGAGAUGGGAACAUGACCCAGGUGGGAAGAGUUUGGCCAUCUUCAUAUCGAGCUCUUAUAAGUGCCUUUUCUAGACUGACACGUUUAGAUGACUUCACCUGUGAAAAAAUAGGGUCUGGCUUCUUCUCUGAAGUGUUCAAGGUGCGCCAUCGAGCUUCUGGCCAGGUGAUGGCUCUUAAGAUGAACACAUUGAGCAGUAACCGGGCAAACAUGCUGAAAGAAGUUCAGCUUAUGAAUAGACUCUCCCAUCCCAACAUCCUUAGGUUCAUGGGUGUGUGUGUACAUCAAGGACAAUUGCAUGCACUUACAGAGUAUAUCAACUCUGGAAACCUGGAACAAUUACUAGACAGUAACCUGCAUUUGCCCUGGACUGUGAGGGUGAAACUGGCUUAUGACAUAGCAGUGGGCCUCAGCUACCUUCAUUUCAAAGGCAUUUUUCAUCGGGACCUCACAUCUAAGAACUGCCUGAUAAAGAGGGAUGAGAAUGGUUACUCUGCAGUGGUAGCUGACUUUGGCCUGGCUGAGAAGAUUCCUGACGUCAGCAUGGGGAAUGAGAAGCUGGCUGUGGUGGGCUCACCCUUCUGGAUGGCACCUGAGGUUCUCCGAGAUGAGCCCUACAAUGAAAAGGCGGACGUGUUCUCUUAUGGUAUCAUCCUCUGUGAGAUCAUCGCCCGCAUCCAAGCUGAUCCGGACUACCUUCCUCGCACAGAGAACUUCGGAUUAGACUAUGAUGCUUUCCAGCAUAUGGUGGGAGACUGUCCCCCAGAAUUUCUGCAGCUCACCUUCAACUGCUGUAAUAUGGACCCCAAACUACGCCCAUCCUUUGCGGAGAUUGGGAAGACCUUGGAGGAAAUUCUGAGCCAUCUACAGGAAGAAGAGCUGGAGACGGACAGGAAGCUGCAGCCCACAGUCAAGGGACUCUUGGAGAAGGGACCUGGUGUAAAGCGACUGAGCUCACUGGAUGACAAGAUCCCUCCCAAGUCCCCACGCCCAAGACGUACUAUCUGGCUGUCUCGAAGCCAGUCAGACAUCUUUUCCCGUAAGCCCCCACGUACAGUAAACGUCUUGGACCCCUACUACCAGCCACAACGAGGUGGUACUGUCCGUACCCCCAAAAUCAACCCUUUUAGUGCUCGCCAGGACCUCAAGGGUGGCAAGAUCAAGUUCUUUGACCUGCCCAGCAAGUCUGUCAUCUCGCUGGUAUUUGACCUAGAUGCACCAGGGCCUGGAACUCUGCCUCUGGCUGAUUGGCAGGAGCCCCUGGCCCCACCUGCUCGCCGGUGGCGUUCUUUGCCUGGUUCACCAGAGUUCUUGCAUCAAGAGGCCUGUCCAUUUGUGGGCCGAGAAGAUUCACUAUCUGAUGGGCCCCCACCACGCCUCAGUAGUCUCAAGUACAGAGUAAGAGAGAUCCCGCCAUUCCGAGCAUCUGCCCUACCACCUGUUCUGGCCCAUGAAGCCAUGGACUGCUCCAGUCCCCAAGAAGAAAAUGGUUUUGGGCCCAGGCCCCAGGGAGCUAGUCCAUGCCUUGCAGGUGCCUCUGAGGAGAUGGAGGUAGAAGAAGAAAGGCCAAGAAGCUUGGCUCCAGUCCCGUUUUCUGUCUCAGGCGUAGGCCUGAAAACCCAGGGAGAACAGGAUGGGUGAGGGGGGCUAGUCCCAGCUCACCUUGGGGGUGGACCUUCAGUUGAAGCCACUGGGCCCUCUUAUGUACAGCCUUGACUCUUCCCUGUGGCCUACAGAGCAGGCUGGCUAGGCCGAGCCAGGCUCAAUAUGGGGAUUCCAAGUGCCUAACGGCUGUGCAUGAGAGGGGAGACAGCAGUGAAAGGCUUUCCUACUUAGGGCCAACAGAUGAUACCAAGCUUCUGAAAUCCAGCAAGGAGCUCUGGCUCCCACCCGAUUCCCAAUGCACUUCCCCAGACAGGACCAGAGGACUCCUAGUUCUAGUUUGCGCUGGCAGGCAGCUAUUACCCCAGGUUCUUUUCCUACUCCAGGUCUGUCUUUUGCCCUUUUCUGGGGCAUAUAAGCUACUGGAUGGAACCUGGAGCUGACCAGGAAGCCAUAAAGGGCAUGGCUAUUUCUCAGACCUGAAGACUGGGGAGCUUCUUGCCAGUAUGUCUAAGACACUUGAAUAAUUGCUGUUUGCACUUACUGCACAGUCAGACCACAUCACUACAUUUCUAUGCAAGGGGAGGGUGAGGCCGUGUAGUGGUCAUGGCUCUUAGCUAACCUAUUCAAAGGUCUUUUCCAGUUGAUUAAUCUAUUUUCAUAUUUAUGAAGGAGUCUUAAUGUUCUGCCCCAUAAAACUUUCAACCCUGUGGUUGGGAGUGGGGCUGGUUUUGUAGGCCCCAGGGCCUGCUCUAUGUAUUUGUCAACAUGUGACACACCCAACUGGUUAAAUGGUUUAUACACGGACUGAUUUUCUUCCCUUCCUGCUAUGGCUGGAGCUAUGGGAACAGUCUGUCCUUACAGAACCGCAAUAAGAAAUAACCAAAGAUGAAGCUGGUCAAAUAUUUUCAUAACUUGUUUCUGUUGAUUUUUUGGUAAUACUUUUUCCCCAAGACACUUUCAGAUUUAAAAAUAAAUAAAGUUGGUGUUACAGGUGCUAGUCA